AUGUCUCAAGAUUAUACUUCUCCCGUCAAAACUACUAAAGCUCUUGAUGAAUAUGUCUUGUUGGGGCGUUCUGGAUUGAGAAUUUCUCCAUUAUGUCUUGGCACUGUGACUUUUGGUGAACAAUGGGGAGUGGGCGCUGAUAAAGAAAAAUCGAAAAAAGUUUUUGAUCUUUAUUACGAAAGGGGUGGAAAUUUCUUUGAUACCUCCAACAUUUACAAUUUUGGUGAAAGUGAACGUUUCCUUGGAGAUUACGUCUCUGAUAAACGAUCCAAUGUCGUAAUUGCAACAAAAUAUACAACUAAUAGAACUGCUAUGUUAAAGGAUCAGAAAUUCAAUCCGAAUUUCGGGGGAAAUCAUCGAAAAAGUCUUGUGGAAAAUUUAGAUGAAAGUUUGAAACGAUUAAAUAUGAACUAUGUUGAUAUUUUAUAUGCUCAUAUGUUUGAAUAUCGAACUCCAAUCGAAGAAAUGAUGAGAUCAUUAGAUGACGUUAUUCGAAGUGGAAAAGCAUUAUAUGUUGCCGUGAGCGAUAUUCCAUCUUGGGCACUCGCUCGAGCUAAUACUAUUGCUGAAUUACGUGGAUGGAGCCCUUUCAUUGGACUUCAAACACGUUAUAGUUUAUUGAAUCGAUCGUUUGAAUUUGACUUACAACCUGCUUGUGCUGAACUUGAUGUUGGAGUUAUUCCAUGGGGUACUAUUGCUGAAGGUUUUCUUACCGGAAAAUAUACAAGAGAAUCGACAGUUGAUCCAAAACUAAACAUUCGUAAUAAAGCAAUCGGAGCUUAUUCAAAAUCUGAAAAAAAUUGGAAAAUUUUAGAUGAAGUUAUUGCAAUUUCAGAAGAAAUUGAUAGAUCUCCAGUUCAGAUUGACACCUGA
This is a messenger RNA of Rhizophagus irregularis DAOM 181602=DAOM 197198, 873 nucleotides long. Lineage: Eukaryota; Fungi; Glomeromycota; Glomeromycetes; Glomerales; Glomeraceae. The record is from RefSeq and is a predicted model, not a curated record.